Molecule: messenger RNA, 807 nt
Organism: Trichomonas vaginalis G3
Lineage: Eukaryota; Parabasalia; Trichomonadida; Trichomonadidae
Product: transcription-initiator DNA-binding domain ibd family
Exons: 1
Coding region: 1-807 (268 amino acids)
Source: RefSeq, a predicted model, not a curated record
AUGUAUGAAAAUGAUUUAACUCAAAUUAAACCAGUAUAUUAUGAUAUGCUGACAAAGCAGGAUCAAUCCGCAUAUGACAAACUCCGCGCGAUUGUUUCUUCAAAUGAAAACAAAUACAUUAAAAAUCAAAGGUGCCAAACAAUUCAAGCUGCUUUUAAUAUGAUACGAGAAUAUUGCGUCAGAGAUGAUGAAGAUGAUUGGAAACGCUACUUGACAUGCGGGAUUUGCUGGAUCGAUAAUGAUAUUGCUAUUAAUAUUCGACAUCUUCGGUUAUUAUUAAAUAAAUGCAAAUCUUCAAUUAACGGAGCACUUGUAAAAAUGGGCUAUGGAGCUGAAAUGAAUAAAGGCGAUGGCUGCAAUGCGCUCAUUUCUAAAAUACCGUUUUUAAAGGGUAAUUUUAUGGAGCAACGUCAAUGGACUAUCAGGCGAAAGGUUUUGAUGUCACCUAGGCCAACACAAAUGUUUACUCCUUUAUAUUCUCCGUAUAUGAAAACACCUCAACCAAUGAUGCUCCAAUUGCCUCUUUUAGGAUUUCAGCCAUACAUAGAGAAAGCAAAGCUAUUUGGCCAGCCAAUGUGCUGCAAUAACAACUACGCCCAAACUCAAUUAAGCAAUGAAGAUCAGAAAGAAACGUUUCAAAAAGAUCUCCCAAUCCCACAGAAUUCGGCUCUUGCUCAAAAUCAACAACAAAAUACUAAGGAUUAUAACGAUCAUAUGUUUGAAGAGUUUGAGAUGGAUGCUGCUUGCUGCAUGCCAAUUGAAUGGGUAGAUGAUAUAAAUGAAGAUGAAGUUUUAGGCUGGAGCUGA